Messenger RNA from Zingiber officinale, 546 nucleotides. Its product is annotated as peroxidase 18-like. Gene Ontology annotation, molecular function: peroxidase activity; heme binding. The record is from RefSeq and is a predicted model, not a curated record. The coding region runs from base 16 to 546 and encodes 176 amino acids. Gene Ontology annotation, cellular component: plant-type cell wall; plasmodesma. The transcript has 2 exons. Gene Ontology annotation, biological process: response to oxidative stress. NCBI's taxonomy places the organism in Eukaryota, Viridiplantae, Streptophyta, Magnoliopsida, Zingiberales, Zingiberaceae.
GGUUGCCAUCCCUGCAUGCAACUUAAUGCAGUAUUAAAUACAACCAUACAAUCAGCUCUCUCUCUCUCAGUACUCUCCAUAAAUCCUCAUCAACAGUCAGAGACCACCACUUCAGGCUUCAGCCACAGCAAUCUCCACCUUCCUUCCUCUUUCAUGAACCAAAGCCUCAUGAAACUUCUCCUUUCCACCUUCGUCCCCCUGCUCCUCCUCUCUUUCCGCUGCGCCUCCCAACUCUCCCCAGAUUUCUACUCCUUGUCCUGCCCCACCGUCGAGCUGCUUGUCAGGGGCACAGUCAGGUCAGCCUCAGACUUGGACUCCACCAUUCCGGGCAAGCUGCUGCGCCUCUUGUUCCAUGACUGCCUAGUCCAGGGUUGUGAUGGGUCGGUGUUGAUACAAGGAAAUGGCACGGAGAGGAGUGACCCUGCGAACAAGUCACUGGGGGCGUUCUAUGUGGUGGAGUCCGCGAAGAGGUUGCUUGAAAUGGUGUGCCCUGGCACUGUAUCCUGUGCUGAUACACUUGUUCUUGCUGCAAGAGAUGCUGUUUGA